CCAAAACAUUUUGAGCUCUUCCCAGAAAGCUCAGCAAUGGCAGCGACAACUCGUCCAUACGUUCUUCUCUCCUCCACAAGAGCGAGCCUUCGUCUCCUUUUCCAGUCUCCAAAGAGACCCUUCGCUUCGUUUCUAUCAACUCUCUCAUCUCCCGCCGCCGCGAGAAGCUCCAGAUGUUUAAGCGCCGUUUUGUCUCGCGGAGAGACUGCUCCUCCGCCGCCGUCGUCGGUUUUCGGCAAAGGAGUUUCUGGGUUUGGUGCCGUGGACAUUCGCAGCCGUGGGUUCAGCGCUAGAUCCUCUCAGGUCAACGAUGCUGGGUCUGUUGAUCAAACCCUUAUGCAAUCAAUGGAGCUAAAGAUCAAAGAACAGUUGAAUGCAGAGUCGGUUUCUGUCAAGGAUAUGUCUGGAGAUGGACGCCAUGUUUGCAUAAAUGUGGUAUCAGCGGCUUUCGAGGGACAAUCUGCAGUGAACAGACAGAGGAUGGUCUACAAAGCCAUUUGGGAGGAGCUUCAGAACGUUGUGCAUGCGGUUGAUCAAAUGACAACAAAGACCCCUUCUGAAGUUUGAAGCUUUUUUCUUUAUGAACAUUACAAGAAUGAAUAUCUAUUAUUUAUUUGAAGGACAAAGCUAUUUAUCAAAUAAAAUUUGAAGCUUUUUUUAUCAAAAACGAAUUAGAAAUAAAGUUUCUGGAUGUUUGUUGUUGUUCAUUUGAAUGAUUCUCUCGCAACAGUUUGUUUGCUGCGGUUGACAGUAGAGGGAUGUUAGCUUUUUAAUUGACAAAACUCUAUCAGAGUUGUUCCA
Raphanus sativus (radish) is the source of this 801-nucleotide messenger RNA. RefSeq names its product protein BOLA4, chloroplastic/mitochondrial-like. Lineage: Eukaryota; Viridiplantae; Streptophyta; Magnoliopsida; Brassicales; Brassicaceae. The transcript is spliced from 3 exons. The coding region runs from base 37 to 567 and encodes 176 amino acids. The record is from RefSeq and is a predicted model, not a curated record.